Messenger RNA from Poeciliopsis prolifica (blackstripe livebearer), 2574 nucleotides. Its product is annotated as Fanconi anemia core complex-associated protein 20. The transcript has 4 exons. The record is from RefSeq and is a predicted model, not a curated record. NCBI's taxonomy places the organism in Eukaryota, Metazoa, Chordata, Actinopteri, Cyprinodontiformes, Poeciliidae. Gene Ontology annotation, molecular function: ubiquitin binding. Bases 434 to 1057 code for a protein of 207 amino acids.
UUUCACCUGAUUGGACAAGACAUCUUACUGAAGCUUCUGAUUGGAUGCUGUUAAAUGACGUUGCACGGAUCACACCGGAAAAGCUCGUCUCAAAGUUCGGCGCGGAAACAGAGAUGGCUGAAAACGGCUCGAAGUCUAAACUGAAACGGAAGAGGAACUCGGUGGAGGAGUCGAACCCUGAAGCAGGUCCAGGAGCAGCGCGUCCCGGCAGGUCAGCUCUUUAUGGACAGUCAGGAGGAACCGGGACGUGUUCCGGUUCGACUCUUCUGGCUCGCCGCACUGCUGUUGCGGUGUUGCGUUCAGGUUCACUCUGUACGGGAGGUUUUUUGGGUUCCUGACAUGGUGUCGGCCGCCUCCAGCAGCAGCAGCAGCAGCAGCAUGGUGGAACACGUUGCGGCCCCCCACUGUGGAGAGCCUGUGGGCGUUCACACUGAUGUCUGCUCUGCCGAACCUGCAGGACCAGCUCUGGGACCCGGUUCCUGAUCUUCCCCUUCCUCCUGCUGCGAGACCUGCCACACCAAAGCUGGAGGAGCAGUGGACGUAUGAUCUCUUCAGUGAUGUUCCUCCCUUUCCAGAAGACGGCCCACUCACCCCGGGGCUUCCAUCGGACCAGGACCCUCAGAGUGCAUCUUCUGCCCAGGACAUUGCUCCAGUCCAGACCAGGCCUUCUGGGAAGUCUCCUGACAAAGGGCCAUUGUCUGAGAGCAGACAGAGUCCUGAGCAGCAAGCUGAACCUCCCGGAUCCCUCAGCAGGACUCAGAAUUGGGAGAAGCCAGCUCCGUCUUCAGCAGGAGAGCCGAGGCUCGGAGGAGAACAAGAACGGUGGAGCCGACCAUUGAGCAGACGGCUUCUAGCCGAGUCACUGAAGGUUUCCAACCCACCGUUUUCUCCAGGCGGCGAGGAGGAGGAGGUGCAGAGUACUAGCAAACACGAAGAAGGAGCUCUGCAGAGCUGCCCCAUGUGUCUCCAUGUGUUCCCUUCUGGGUUCACGCAGAUGGAGCGGGACGGCCACCUGGCCCAGUGUCUCUCUGAGCUGGGUGCGGACAUGACCUGGUGAGGCGACAGGAAGCUGGCGGCGGGUCAGCUGGAAGAGGGAGGGCGUGGUCAAGUUAUUUACUCCACUGACGUAGACCGAACACUCACAUCCCAGACGGUCAGAGCCGGGUGAGAGUUAGAGGGCUUUGACUGAGCCACUGAAGAGACUUGCCCCUUGUGGCCGCUGAGAGGAUGAUUCUUCUUCUCUAAAUGACUUUGGAAAAAGAAACUUUGGCUGCAGCCGCACCUUUCAGCUUUUUGAGCCGCUUAAAGCUGGAAACAUAAUUAUCUGCAUUGAAAUCCGAGCCCCGGGAAAGCAGCUGAGAAGUCCUUCAGGCCCAGCGCCUGCAUCUGAUUGGCCUGCAAAGCUAAGGAGAUGAGGCGCUUGUUCUGUUAUUGGAUAAAUUCAGAUUCGUAUUCCAUGUUUCAGAUUUGUAAAACUGGAUUUUCAAUCUCAGUUUUACUCCAUUUACAUUUUUUUCUUUUUUUUUUAAGAGAAAUGUAAAAGAUGUGAUUCUUGUUCCUCAACUUGUCAUAUCGAUGUAUUUUUCCAGUUUUCACUCAGUAACAACAUUGUUAUAAUGUCUACGAUACGACAUGUUCAGCUGCUGUUGUGUAGCGCAGAGUGCAAUAUGUUAAAAAGCAGAAAUUGGGCACAUAUAUGUGAAGAGGGUCAGCUUGCCGUGUUGGGAUGGUUUAGUCAUCAUGGUAACAGCCUUUAAACCCACUCUGUACGAACUGAUGUUUUUGGUAGCCUGUUUAUACUUUCACCUCCAUCUGGGAGUGGAUUUCUGUAAGAAUUGGCAUCAUUUGUCUGAAUCCACAGUCUGUUUGAUUUAAGCCACGUUGGAAGGUUUUCCAGGAUGAACUGUGAGUUCAGGCUCGUUUUGCACGACCGCCAUUAAGACGGCAUGACCCUCACCUCCCAACAAAUUCAACUUUUGUCUCAUCGUCCCACAGAAGAUUUUCUGGAUGUCGUUGGGUUCACCUUGUGAAAAAUAAGCAUGCUUAACAUAAUAAAUAUAGAAAACCAAAACUAACAGAAAUAAACAAUAUUUAAAUUCCUUUCAAACGCAAAAAUGCAAAUGUUGCAUUAGAUUCAACCGUUUCUUAAAACAUUUGUCCUUUUUUUUUAACCCUUUAACUGUCACCAAAAACACUUUCAUGCAAGUCAAGGUGUGCAUGAAGUCGCCAUCGCCCUCAUAACGGGUAAAACAAAUCUCUAUUAAUUACUGAUCUGUUUCUUGACUUUUGAGCCACUUCUGCAUCCACCUUGGCUUUAGCAUGUUGUCAGCUUUGCACACUGACAUUCUGCACUUAACUAAAUUCUAACAUUUUCAAGUACACAAUGCAAGACAUAUUAGUUGGAUGAAAACAAUCUGAUGCAUUCAUAUUCCAUACAGCUUCAUACAAGUUUCCCCACGUCUCUUCACUGUAAUUUAUGUAUGGAAAUAUUUACAAUUGCAAUAUUUCUUUUUUUUCAUUUAGCUUUUACAAAGUCAACAUGAGUCUUCUAACACUGUGAAAUAUUUUUCAACA